This is a messenger RNA of Fraxinus pennsylvanica, 1149 nucleotides long. NCBI's taxonomy places the organism in Eukaryota, Viridiplantae, Streptophyta, Magnoliopsida, Lamiales, Oleaceae. The record is from the annotation of a GenBank genome assembly.
AUGGAAGCAAGCAGUUUUAAGCGAUCAUCACAGCGAGACGAAGAAAAGAUAAAUGUAUACUUAGAGGUCAAUAAGAAAGUUUGUUUAAAUAUAAAGAGGUCGGAGACCAUUAGAAAUGUGAAAGCGAUGUUAUGUGAGAAGGAAGGUAUAUCCGAAUAUCUGCAGGAUCUCUGUUUUAAAGGUGACCUUCUCAAGGAUGCCCAGAGUCUGGUAGAUUGUGGAAUCGAUAAAAAUUCAACUGUCCAAGUUUUUGUCCAUAUACCUAUCAAUCUGUUCAUCAAAAUGCCAGCUGCUAAGAAAACAAUUACUGUUGAAGCAAAGCCUAGUGAUACCAUCCAGAACAUCAAAACUCGGAUCAGGGAGAAAGAAGGCUUCUGUUCAGAUCAGUACACUCUGAUUUCUGCUGGAAAGCCACUUGAUGAUAAUCAGACUGUAGAAGGCCUCAACAUUCGAGGUGGUUCGACCCUUCAUAUGUUGUUGAAUCCAAAAGACAUGUUGCUAAUUUCUGUAAAAAUGCGAACUGGAGAGAUUCUGAAGUUAGAAGUUAAGCUCUUGCACACAAUUUGCGACGUCAAAGCAAUACUUGAGAGCAUGGUUGGUUCGUCUCUUAAUGAUAUGGUACUAACAUAUGCUGGAAAGCAACUGGAGGACUCAAAGACUCUCUCUUCUUUAAACAUCAAAGAAGAAUCAAUUUUAGAAAUGUUGCCUCUUUCUUUUCCAAUAUUUAUCAAGAGCUCGUGUGGCAAAACUAUAACUUUUGAUGUGCAUCGACAUGACAUCAUUAAAUGUCUGAAGGGCAGGAUCCUUCAAAAAAUAAAAGUGCCAACUUAUUUCCAGCUCAUGUUUGAGGGAAAACGUCUAGAAGAUGAUCGAGAUCUGGGUAGCUACAAUAUUCAGAGUGACUGCACCCUCCAUUUGGUUUUCUGGCCAUCAACCUUAAUCCGCCGGACUAAACUAUCUAUUGCAGGUAGUAUAGAUAUACAAGAUUCUACUACCAUUAAUGACUUGAAGAAGAAAAUUCAGCUAGUGAUGGACAGGCCUGUGAGAGAACUAAUCUUGGAUGGCAAGGCAUUAGAAAGUCAGCUAACCAUUGGUGAUUAUGGUAUUAAAAUGAACACAGUUAUUGAUGUGGCUUUGGAAGUGCAAUGA